Molecule: messenger RNA, 1260 nt
Organism: Cryptomeria japonica (Japanese cedar)
Lineage: Eukaryota; Viridiplantae; Streptophyta; Pinopsida; Cupressales; Cupressaceae
Product: probable carboxylesterase 17
Exons: 1
Coding region: 139-1074 (311 amino acids)
Molecular function (GO): hydrolase activity
Source: RefSeq, a predicted model, not a curated record
GGCGAAUGAAAUCUGAAAGCAACUAGGCAGGCUCGAUCCUCCGAUCGUCUGUGCUUAAGCGUAACGCUACAGAAUUUUCUCUCUAUAUAUUACACAGAUCUUUUUCUAGGGUUAUUGUGAAAAGCAUAGGAAAUAGGAAUGGAAGUUGUGGGAGAAAUAGAAGGACAGUUAAAGAUCUAUUCUGAUGGCUCUGUGCUGCGCCUUCCACACCCCACCAUACCCGUCUCUUCAAACUUUACAGACGGCGUUGCAUCCAAAGACGCCAUUAUAAAUCCGGAAACCGGCGUCUGGGUUCGCAUAUUCAGGCCGGAAAACGCUUGUGGAAAAUUGCCAGUCCUCAUCCAUUUUCACGGCGGUGGAUUCGCGGUUGUUUCCUCAGCCUGGGUAGAAUUCCACACAUAUUUGCACGCUUUGUGCAAAACCGCCGGCAUACUAAUAGUUGCUGUGGAUUACAGGCUGGCACCAGAGCACAGGCUCCCUGCGGCCUACGAUGACUGUACGGAGGCCGUCGAAUGGGUCGCAAAGCAUGCUGCUGAGCCAGCAGAGUCGCCGGAGGAGUGGCUGUCGCCGUCCAUCGUAGAUUUUUCCCGGUGCUUUUUGGCGGGAGAGAGCGCCGGAGCGAACAUUGUUUACCACGUGGCACUGCGAGUUGCUGAGCUGGACGUAAGCCCGUUGAUGGUGAAGGGAGUGAUUGCAAUUCACCCCUUCUUUGGGAGUGAGGAAAUGGCUGAGUCAGAGAAACGGGCAGAGAUGGUGAAGGCUGUACAACUUUGGAAAUCCAUUUGGAGUAUAGCUCUGCCUGUGGGAUCUACCAGAGACCACCCAUUCUGUAAUCCGGCGGUUUCGCCCCUGAAGCCUGGUUUGAAAUUACCGCCGGUUUUGGUAGCCGUAGGAGGAAAAGAUGAGCUUCACGAGAGAGGAGUGAUGUUUUAUGAAUACCUCAAGAGUUGGGGGAAGGAGGCGGAAUUGAUGGAGGACGAAAAUGGGGUCCAUGGUUACCACGUCAUGUUUCCUGAAUAUGAAGGCACUCCGCGUUUUAUACACUAUAUUUCAGGUUUCGUUAAUAAUCGCUAAAUCCACCUUUAAAAUCGUUGCCUCUUACUUCUAUAGCAAAUGGAGCGCAACUAUGUUGCUUGUUCAGAAUUAGUUAAGUUUUAUUAUAGGGCUUUUGUGGGCUCAAAAUGAUUAGUGGAGCAUGUUAUUGUGUAUUUAUUUAUGCAAAGAAUGUUUUGUUUGUCAGAAUACUAUCAAUUUUGAACC